Messenger RNA from Merops nubicus (carmine bee-eater), 475 nucleotides. RefSeq names its product LSM6 homolog, U6 small nuclear RNA associated (S. cerevisiae) (gene LSM6). Lineage: Eukaryota; Metazoa; Chordata; Aves; Coraciiformes; Meropidae. The record is from RefSeq and is a predicted model, not a curated record. Gene Ontology annotation, cellular component: sno(s)RNA-containing ribonucleoprotein complex; P-body; U6 snRNP. The transcript is spliced from 3 exons. Gene Ontology annotation, molecular function: RNA binding. Gene Ontology annotation, biological process: mRNA splicing, via spliceosome; maturation of SSU-rRNA. The coding region runs from base 15 to 257 and encodes 80 amino acids.
CAGAGAGGGUCAAGAUGAGUCUACGGAAGCAAACCCCUAGUGACUUCCUAAAACAAAUCAUUGGAAGGCCAGUAGUUGUAAAACUGAAUUCUGGAGUUGAUUAUCGAGGUGUCCUGGCUUGCCUGGAUGGGUAUAUGAACAUAGCUCUGGAGCAGACAGAAGAAUAUGUCAAUGGACAACUAAAGAACAAGUAUGGGGAUGCAUUCAUCCGUGGAAAUAAUGUGCUGUACAUAAGCACUCAGAAGAGGAGGAUGUGAAGAUGCCAGGAGGAGGCUGUUUUGUACUCAGGAACCUCUUCAAAAUGAUGAGCCCCGUUUGAUUUGCAGUUAAUAAUCCACAGGUGAAAGACACAAGUGUUUAAGUAUGUUUUUUUUUAAAAAAUAAAUAUAAACCAGUGUAAACUUGCUGAUUGUUUUUGUUUCAAAGUAUUUGUUCCACUGUACAGAAACAAAUAAAAGAGAAGCAUGGAAUACUG